AUGCCCAAGAGGAUCCAGAUCCUGUUACUGAUCAGAACUGUGGACACCACCCUGGCCACUUCCUCCUGCCCAUUCAGAAACAUCAAUGCUAAUGGCAUAGAAACCAGGGACAGGGCGGAUAAGCCCUGCGGUGUCCCAAUCGUGCCCUGCUCCGAAGCGACCCCCGCAGCAGUCUCCCCCAGCAAGAGGCCUCGGUCUGAGCAGCACCAGGAGUCCCCCGUGCGCCUCCGCUUCACGCGCCUCUCAGAGCAUACCACAGCCCCAUCCAAGGGGUCUGCGCGGGCUGCGGACUAUGAUCUCUACAGUGCCUAUGAUUAUACAAUACUGGCCAUGGAGAAAGCCCUUGUGAAAACAGACAUUCAGAUCUCUCUCGCUCCUGGGUGUUAUGGUAGAGUUGCUCCACGUUCUGGCUUGGCUGCAAAACAUUUCAUAGAUGUAGGAGCUGGUGUCAUAGAUGAAGAUUACAGAGGAAAUGUUGGUGUUGUUCUAUUUAACUUUGGCAAAGAAACAUUUGAAGUGAAGAAAGGUGAUCGGAUUGCACAGCUGAUUUGUGAAUGGGUUUUUUAUGCAGAACUUGAAGAAGUCCAAGGCCUAGAUGACACUGAACGUGGAUCAGGAGGUUUUGGUUCUACUGGUCAGAACUAA
Molecule: messenger RNA, 645 nt
Organism: Dromiciops gliroides (monito del monte)
Lineage: Eukaryota; Metazoa; Chordata; Mammalia; Microbiotheria; Microbiotheriidae
Product: deoxyuridine 5'-triphosphate nucleotidohydrolase-like
Exons: 3
Coding region: 1-645 (214 amino acids)
Biological process (GO): dUTP catabolic process; dUMP biosynthetic process
Molecular function (GO): magnesium ion binding; dUTP diphosphatase activity
Source: RefSeq, a predicted model, not a curated record